AAGAAGGAGAACAGAGCAGACACCGCUAAAAAGAAAAAGAAAAACCGAGAACAAAGCAGACUGGACCAGGCGCUGCUAACCCUACCGGACUUCUCGACCGGAGCCGAGCGCCGCCCCGAGCGCCGGGCGCCACGCUGCCCGCACGGCCCCAAGUGAGCGCGCUACCACUCGCUCGGUGCCGCGCCCCCGAGCCUGCACGCCGCCCUCGGCUCCUCGGUACUUCGAUAGGCACGGCGUGCGCCGGCCACCGUCCACCGCGACGGCUGAUGUGCCACCGGUAGCACCCCGGCCAACAUUUAUCCACCGGCCUAACCAAAUGGAAGGUACUAGUGUCCCUAUUGAGAUUGAUGGAGACGCGAUCUGUCUGGAGAAUGUUGGAGACGACGAGCAUGAAGCUCAAGAGAGCGGACAGGUGCAAAUCAUCUAUGCUACUGAAAAUGGCGCUCAAGUAGCUUUUGACAGCCAAGAACAGGGAACGGAGGAACAUUCUGUGAGAAGUGAAGAAGACCAGGAAAAUAAUUCUGUUAUACCAAGCCGGGAGGAGUUUACUGAAGAAUUGCGCACUAAAGUUGCGUAUAGUGAGGAACAAGCUUACAGGCUGUACUGUGAGUAUGGGCACCGUAUGGGUUUUAGUGUGCGAAAGGGAAAGCAGUACUACUUUACAGGGACCAAAGUUAUUCGAACGAAAGACUAUUACUGCUCAAAGGAAGGUUUAAAGGAUGAUGAGCAGCUUACUGAGGCAAACUUUAAUAAGCCAGAGACCAGAACUAACUGCAAAGCGAUGGUCCGUUUUAGAGUUGAUUCCGAAGGUCAGUGGCGAGUUAUUCAGAUAAUUCCUGAGCAUAAUCACGAGUUGGUUCCGCCUGAAGAAAUACACUUACUGAGAUCAGUGAGGAUCCUUUCAAUUCCAAAACCCGGUACACUGAACGCAAUGGUGAAUGCUGAAAUCCAAUCGAUGCAUGACAGUUUGCAUGUGCAUGAUGAUGGUGCUGAAUGCCAUAGUCAGGUUAGCAUCCAAAGUUACGCACUGCUUGAACCAGAGGAUGCCGAAGCACUUGUAGGAUAUUUGAAGCGUAGAACAAUUGAACAAGGUAUGUUCUAUUGGGAUGUGCAAGUAGACCAAGAAGGCCAAAUGACCAAUUUCUUUUGGAGAGACGGUAGAAGCCGUGUUGACUAUGACUGUUUUGGAGAUGUUGUGGUAUUUGACACAUCAUAUCGUACCAAUAAGUACAAUAUGAUAUGUGCCCCAUUUGUUGGUAUUAAUCACCACAUGCAAAAUGUUAUGUUUGGCUGUGCAUUUAUGUUAGAUGAGUCGGUGACAUCCUAUGAAUGGUUACUGAAAUCAUUCUUAGAGUCAAUGGGUGGUUGUCCGCCUAAAACAAUAUUUACUGAUCAGAAUGACACUAUCUCAAAGGCAAUUGAAGUCAUUCUCCCAGAGACACGCCAUUGUCUUUGUCAGUGGCAUAUCGAAAAGAACCUACAGGCCCAUUUGGAUACACCAAAUGCUUCUGGAACAUUUCAUAGCAUGUUCAUGAAAUGCAUGAAAGAUUGCGAGUCAGAAGCAGAGUUUGAGGAAACAUGGGCAAUGAUGCGUCAGGAGCAUAAUUUGCAGGAUGACCAGUGGCUCACUGAUCUAUUUGAGCAGAGGCAUAAAUGGUGCACAGCUCUUCACAAGGUUGCAUUUGAUUGUGGUAUUAGAUCACUGGAUAGGAAUUUUAGUUCACACAAUGUGCUGGGCAGCAUUGCUGAUGAAUCAACUUCACCCACUAAUUUUGCUCUUGAGUUUGAUAAACUGGUUGGGAGUUGGCGUACAAAUGAAUCUGUAGACGAUAUUCAGUGCAAGCAAAUUUCCCCAGAGUGUUCAGUUAAGCAGAAUAGUAUUUUGCAACACGCUGCUGAAGUUUACACACAUAAAGUCUACAAGUCUCUUGAAACAGAGUUUCUAGACGGAUGCACUGGAACUUCAUACCAGGAAAUGCAAUGCAGUGAAACACUGUAUAGAUUUGAGUUCAUUAUGCAAAGUAGUCCAAAAGUUUGGAUAGUUUUCCUUGACACCUCUACCAUGGAAUUGAGCUGUAGUUGCAAAAAAUUUGAGAUGAUGGGCAUACUUUGUUCGCAUGCACUGAAUGCACUUGGUCUCAAGAAUCUUGAUAAAAUUCCUGAAAGUUAUGUUUUAAAGCGAUGGACAAAAUAUGUGAGGAAAGGGACUUAUGUAUUUCCAAGUGACCAGUCUCCAGAACAAGAUUGCACAGAGGCUGUGCUUGCAUAUCGUAACCGGGCUAUGUGGUUUGUUUAUGAUCUGCUGAUGAAGAGCAAAGGUCAUCAGGAUACAAGAAAACUUAUUCUUGACGUGCUUGAAAAUGGAGAAAAAUCAUUGGAAAGUGUAUGUGAACUGAAAAGGAUGCAUAUACAUCCCUCAGGAAAAGACAAAGAUGCAAGUAAAGCUGAGAAGAGGAAAAAAAAGUUAUCUAAGCAGGAUAAAAAUUCAAGAAAUGUUAAACAAGUGGUUUUGCCUCCGCCAGCCGAGUCAGUUUUUGUUGACCAACCAAAUCAAAAUCAGUAUUUUGCAACAGAAGAUAUUGCAACAAACUCAUCUAUUGGUAGACCUUUCUUCUACCAGGAAUAUCCUGGUACUGGUGUUUCAGCAAGUCAGAUUGAGGGGCAUGCAAAUAUCCAUUCCGUGCCUCAGUGUGCACCAGCACCACAGGAAUUUCCGGCAUAUGACGCAGUCCACCCCCCAUCUACAUUUGGUGGCGAAAGUAAUUUCUGAGGAAUGCAGUUGCAGUAGUACCAUUGAUGUGUGAAUAUCUAAAGUGCAUAUUUCAUUAACUGAUUGUUGUAUGGGCAUGGUGUGUUGGAUGAUCCUAAGCUGUAUGUAGGUCUCUUUUCUUUGACUUCGCUAAUUGAUGUACCAGAUGUAAUUUGUUUACUCAACUGUAUGGAGUGGAAGUAUUGUGCAGUUGAGAAUUA
This is a messenger RNA of Triticum aestivum (bread wheat), 2970 nucleotides long. Its product is annotated as protein FAR1-RELATED SEQUENCE 5. Bases 317 to 2770 code for a protein of 817 amino acids. The record is from RefSeq and is a predicted model, not a curated record. NCBI's taxonomy places the organism in Eukaryota, Viridiplantae, Streptophyta, Magnoliopsida, Poales, Poaceae. Gene Ontology annotation, molecular function: zinc ion binding. The transcript has 5 exons.